Messenger RNA from Oenanthe melanoleuca, 975 nucleotides. RefSeq names its product serine/threonine-protein kinase PAK 3-like. Gene Ontology annotation, cellular component: cytoplasm. Gene Ontology annotation, biological process: intracellular signal transduction; protein phosphorylation; regulation of axonogenesis. The transcript has 8 exons. Gene Ontology annotation, molecular function: protein serine/threonine kinase activity; ATP binding. The record is from RefSeq and is a predicted model, not a curated record. Lineage: Eukaryota; Metazoa; Chordata; Aves; Passeriformes; Muscicapidae. Bases 1 to 852 code for a protein of 283 amino acids.
AUGUGUGUGUCUGGAAAGAUCCCACACGCGCACAGCUCUCGAAAGAGGGUUUCGGCACUGUGUGCACGGCAGGUGGAGACUGCCACAGGAGAAGAGGUGGCCAUUAAGAAAACUAGUCUCCUGCAAGAGAGCAGCAAGGAGCUAUGCGUGAAGGAAAUCCAGGUCAUGCGGGACAAUAAGAACGGCAACCUGGUGAACUAUAUAGACAGCUACCUGGUGCACGAGGAACUCUGGCUCGUGAUGGAAUACAUGGACGGAGGUUCCUUACACGAUGUCAUCAGGGAGACCAGGAUGGCAGAAGGAGAGAUUGCAGUCGUCUCUCGGGAGUGCCUGCAAGGCCUGGAUUUCCUUCACUCCAAGCAAGUGAUCCACCGAGACAUCAAAAGCCACAACAUUCUCCUGAGCUUGGAUGGAUCUGUCAAGUUGGCUGAUUUUGGACUCGCUGCUCAGCUCACGGCUGAGCAGAGCAAACGGAGAUCAGCUGUCGGCACUACUUACUGGAUGGCGCCAGAGAUUUUCACCAGGAAGCCCUAUGGCCCCAAAGUGGACAUCUGGUCCUUUGGCAUCGUGGGCAUCGAGAUGGUGGAAGGAGCGCCUCCUUACCUGAUGAAAACCUCCCGCACGGUUGGACAGCUGAUCAGCACCGGGGGCACCCCGAAGCUGCAGAACCCCAGGCAGCAGUCCCCUUGGCUGCGAGACUUUCUGCGCUGCUGCCUGCAGACAGACGAGGACAGGCGCUGGUGUGCCCAGGAACUUCUGCAGCAUCCGUUUGUAACCUCAGCCAAGCCGACCUCCAGCCUGACGCCUCUGAUCAUGGCAGCACAGCAGUUUAUGGCUGACAGCAGAUACUAGCCCUGGAAGAGGCCAUUGUUGUUUGUUGCAGUUUGUAGCUCGUAGUUUCUAGUUUGUAGUUUCUAGUUUCUGGCAGGUAGUUUGUUUAGAUUGAUAGUCAAAAUAAAUACUUUAAAACCUUCA